Molecule: messenger RNA, 546 nt
Organism: Ostreobium quekettii
Lineage: Eukaryota; Viridiplantae; Chlorophyta; Ulvophyceae; Bryopsidales; Ostreobiaceae
Source: the annotation of a GenBank genome assembly
AUGGACAAACAAGCACUCAAGAAGAUUAGCAAACGCCUCAGCUACGUGCUGCGGCAUCGUCCCGACUCCGCUGGGCUCGAACUAGGAAACGGAGGAUGGAUUCGCGUUGACGACCUCCUCGCGGCGCUGGCCAGCAAUGGCAAUGCGGUGACACAGCCCGUCUUGGAGCGGGUCGUCGCCGAGAAUGACAAACAGCGAUUUGAGUUCUCCGAGGACGGGCUGCGUAUUCGGGCCCGGCAAGGCCACUCUGCUGAAGUGGAUCUCGGGUACGAGCCGGCGACGCCCCCUGACGUGCUCUACCACGGGACCGCCACGCGCCAUCUCGAGUCGAUCCUCCAACAGGGACUAGUCAAGGGCCACCGCCACCACGUGCACAUGUCGACCGACAAGGAGACAAUGAUCCAAGUCGGGAUGCGACACGGAAAGCCUGUGCUUCUGGCGAUCGAUGCAAAGCGGAUGGUCGCCGAUGGCUUUAAGUUCUGCGUGACUGGUAACGGGGUGUGGCUCACUGACCAUGUCCCUGGCGAGUACGUCCGCAAAGCGUAG